Molecule: messenger RNA, 435 nt
Organism: Metarhizium brunneum ARSEF 3297
Lineage: Eukaryota; Fungi; Ascomycota; Sordariomycetes; Hypocreales; Clavicipitaceae
Source: RefSeq, a predicted model, not a curated record
AUGCCUGUUAAAGAUACUCGCGUCUUUGGUGGGAAUGGCGGCCAUCCCUAUGAACUCUACCCACAGAAUUCCGACGCAAAUGUGAAGCUCCUCGAGGUCUGGAGUGGCUGGGGCACCAAAGAUUGCAAGGACAAGUGGGUUCUCAAAGGCAUUGGACUCACAUGGACUGAUGGGCAGCACAAGGAGCUCUACAACAGGAUUGAAGACGACGACAUGUAUCAAACAUUCCACUUUCCAAGGGACGGCUCCGCAAGCUGGGAUUUACGGUCGGGGGCGCGCGUUGACGAGCUCAAGUUCAAGACGAAAAGGGGCGUCCCUUGGGUUACGGGAGGCAGUGGUGGCAAAGAGGAACAUCUUGCCGAUGGCGCCUUGGUCGGGUUCCAUGGCAAGGCGAGCGAUGAUAUCGACUCUAUCAGUAUGAGAUACAGAGUCUGA